Odocoileus virginianus texanus is the source of this 2279-nucleotide messenger RNA. The record is from RefSeq and is a predicted model, not a curated record. NCBI's taxonomy places the organism in Eukaryota, Metazoa, Chordata, Mammalia, Artiodactyla, Cervidae.
AAAAGUACUCUAUUGCUGUAUUGCUAUUUAGUUAUACUUUAAGAAAGUGUCAUGAGCUCUGUAUUAUGUUGGCUUCUUGAUAGAUUUGAAUGUAGAAGAAAAUCGAAGCAUAAUAGAAACUCUGAGAAGCAAAGUAAGAGAAAAGCUAAAAAAUGCCAAGUGUGUUUCAGAUUAAUCAAGGUGAAAAAUCAUCAACUCAACUGCUCAUUGAUAAUAAGAUAUAUCAGUGGUCUAAGGCUGAAGUUCCACUGGAUGAAGGUCUUUCAUUUUUCGUUCUGAGUGGUGAAGAAGACUCAGCUAAAGGCCAAUCUGCAGAGCAGAACUUUUCUGAGGGCCAAGAUGAAGAUUUUGUGGAAGAAGUCAUUUUCCCAGAUUUACUUGAAGUAAAGGCUGCUGAUUAUAAAGAUGACCAAGAACAAAUAAAAAAACAACAGGCAAAUAUUUUUAUUCCAAGUAGUUCUCCAGUGAUCAACCAGCUUAAACUGCCAGAAGAUAUGAUGCCACGCAUUUUAGAAGAAGAAGGAUUCUAUAUUCAGAAAAAGCCAGAAAUAUAUAAAAAGACCUGCAACAAAAUGGAAAAUCGCCUGCUUAAACUAGAAGAGGGAAAGUGUUGGUUUGAAGAAAGUGGAGAAAUAAUGUCAUUACCUUCACCUAUUAGACGGUCAUGGAAUUUCAGACUAAACAUAAGCAAGGAACCUUUAAAUCCAGCCCUGAAGACCAUGUAUAGAAAGGCAGUGAAAUCUGAUGUAGAAAGCUCUGUUAGGAACAAAAUGGAAGGUCAAAGGGAAAUGUACCAAUUAGAUCUCAAUAUAGUGGGUUUGCAAUUCAGUCAUCAUCCUCUCUUCAAUCAAGAACAAGUAUUAUGCGCUAGGCUGCUCCAACUUUAUGAGUGUUUUCAGGACAGGCGGCAACAGAAUUUACCACAGCUGCUUUAUGAGAAGCUUAAAGCACUGACGGAUGCUACCAAAUUAGCAAAUGAAAAUUCGGAAAUAAGCCAGCUGACCAGAAAAUCUUUGCAGGAUUAUUAUUGGCAGAUAAGUAAUACAAAACAACUCUAUGAGUUAGAAAAGGAAAAGGACUUUUCCCUACUACACAGUAUAUUACGGACUUGGAAACAGAUAAAAUCCCUUCGACAACGACAAGGGUUUACAAGCACUUCAGUAAAGUUACAGUUUCAGAGGUUGAAAAUGAAUAAAUGUGAUGAACAAAAACAAGAAUUGUCAAAAACGUGGGGGACUGAGAAGAAAACUGAAGGAAAAGCAUUUAAGAACAGGAAGAAACAGGAGAGCUUCUCAUAUUUAGCUUCAGAAUUUGAAGAAACAGAUAUUGAAAUAGCAGAUCCAAUUACCAUGAUACCACAACUUUCUUUCACAGCAGAAUUAACAAACUUAUCUAGAUGUUCACUGUAAGCAUUUUAAAAAUUAUUUUAAGCAUUUUCAGAUUAUUUUUCUUCAUUAUAUGUUUUCUAGUUACUGUAUUGUUUCUUUAAUAAUGUUAGAUUUCCUGAUUGCUAAGUUUAAAAAAUAUAUUUGCACUUUUAGUUGCUACCAUAGUUCUAUGAUAUUAUCCUCAUUUUAGAGAUUGGUAUUGAACUUCUAGUUUAUAAGUUUGGUGUGAUGAUUGGUUUUUGUUUUUCUAUGGUAGUAAUUUUUGUUCAGGUAUAAAUAGAUGGACUAUAAAGCCACUGUGAAAAAUAGGAUUAUAUGGUCAUCCUUGCUUGUUGAAGGAUCUCCUGGCUUUCAUAGAAAAUGUUCUGAUUAGAAAGGACCCUCUGGAAAAUUUCUGUACUUGGACAAUACCAGCAUCUUUCUUCCCCAGUUGUGACUUCUUCUUUGACCUUUAAGGUUUUCUUUCUACUCCUAGGAAAUCCAUGCAUAACAGAUAUCAUGCCAAUCCCCAUUUCUCCCAUCUCUAAGCCUUUGGAUCUCAUCUUCCUUAAAGAGGAUGUAGCAACUUAGAGCACUGAACUUGGUACAACUUUCCAACCUCUCUGUCCCAUGAAACAUUUGGUACCAAUUCAUCUUUGAAUACUGUGAAUGUGCAUCAUUUAGUGCUGUGUUGGAAGAUAGUGGGUGUCCAAUAAAUAUUCAUGUUCAUUAAAUGGAUGAAUAAGUGGCUAAACUUUUAAAUGAACAUAAAGAGUGGCAAACACAAAGGCAAAAUUAUCAUUACCUUCUUUGUGACUAGAGAAGUAGAGCAGUGAAGCAAUGUUUUAUUUGUUCUACGCCUACUUCCAAAAAGGGGCCCAAGAUAAUUUCUUGUGUAAGAUGCCCACAAAA